CCCGUUAGUGUACCAAACCCGAGUACUCAACAACAACCAAUGGGCCAAAACUUUCCGGAAAAGAGACAACAGAUAGUGUACCACAAGCGGUGCCAUGGCAUCAAUCGAAUGCCAACCCUUUGGUUCCCACACGAGCAGGCACACGACAGAACUCAGCAGUUGGAACGUAAGGAUGCCACCGAAAGGGUACAGAACAAAGGAAACCAUUGCAGACAAAGGCGGAACCCACCAAAUUGAAAAGGCUUUCACGGCAAGUUUUCGCUGCUACAGCAAGGAUCAAACCUGUAACACCCGCCUUCCGUGGACCCGGUUCACCCGCGACCCAACAGACCGGUAGGGUUACAUGGACGGUCCGAGAACCGUCCGUAGAGGAAAGUGCAUUAAUGUCCAAUUAUUUUGGAAACGGUUGUGAUUAAUUGGUGAAAUAAAUGCUAGGGAAUUAA
This is a messenger RNA of Cuscuta campestris, 443 nucleotides long. NCBI's taxonomy places the organism in Eukaryota, Viridiplantae, Streptophyta, Magnoliopsida, Solanales, Convolvulaceae. The record is from the annotation of a GenBank genome assembly.